AUGCAAAAACCAAACCAAUCUCUUGAUGUUAUUUUUUCGUUUGAUGGACUCACAAAGGACCCAAAACUUGAUGUUGUCCUCUUCAUUAUCUUCUUGGUAAUAUACAUCUUUACAAUAUUAGGGAAUGGUGGUUUAAUCAUUCUGGUCAUGAAAAGCCCUAGUCUACACACUCCCAUGUAUUUCUUUUUAUACCAUUUAUCUUUCAUAGAUAUGUGUUACACCUCGGUCAUCAUCCCCAGAACCCUCUCAGAUAUUCUGUCCAAGGAUAAAACCAUUACUUUAUUGGCUUGUGCUAUUCAAAUGUAUUUGUAUGCUGCCUACUUUAAUGCUGAAGUUCUUCUGUUAGCUGCUAUGGCUUAUGACCGUUAUGCAGCCAUAUGCAAACCUUUACUCUACCACGUUGUUAUGAAAAGAAGAGCAUGUCAUAUAUUGAUAAGUGUCUGCUAUUCAGUUGGCUUCUUUGACUCAUUCAUACACACCAGGAACAUAUUUAGACAGAGUUACUGCAACGUGUUAGUUAUUUCCAAUUUCUUCUGUGACGUACCUCCAGUCCUAAAAUUGUCAUGCUCAGAUACCUCUAUGACUGAACUUGUUCUUUAUGCUGUUAUAGGAGUAAAUUCAUUGGUAUGUGCGGUAAUCAUUGUUACAUCAUAUGCCUACAUAUUCUCUGCCAUACUAAAAAUCCAGUCUGGACAUGGAAGGCACAAAGCAUUCACAACUUGUUCCUCUCACUUAAUCUCUGUUGGAACAUUAUUCGGAACCCUGAUCUACAUGUACAUGCGCCCAAACUCCAGUUAUUUGAAUGAUCAGGACAAGGUGGUCUCUGUAUUCUAUACAAUGGUAAUCCCUAUGUUAAAUCCAAUUAUUUACAGCUUCAGGAACAAGGAUGUAAGGAGAGCAUUCAUGAAAUUGAUAUAA
This is a messenger RNA of Xenopus laevis (African clawed frog), 918 nucleotides long. RefSeq names its product olfactory receptor 1019. The transcript has a single exon. The record is from RefSeq and is a predicted model, not a curated record. The coding region runs from base 1 to 918 and encodes 305 amino acids. Lineage: Eukaryota; Metazoa; Chordata; Amphibia; Anura; Pipidae.